Molecule: messenger RNA, 1044 nt
Organism: Aspergillus homomorphus CBS 101889
Lineage: Eukaryota; Fungi; Ascomycota; Eurotiomycetes; Eurotiales; Aspergillaceae
Product: NAD(P)-binding protein
Exons: 2
Coding region: 1-1044 (347 amino acids)
Molecular function (GO): oxidoreductase activity, acting on the CH-OH group of donors, NAD or NADP as acceptor
Source: RefSeq, a predicted model, not a curated record
AUGACGGCCUCGCUCGUAACCGGUGGCACAGGCUUCAUCGGUCUGCAUGUGGUCAAGCUCCUCCUCGAGAAGGGCGAGACGGUGCAUACCACCGUCCGCAGCCUCAAGAACACCGCCAAAUGCAAGCCGCUCCUCGACUUCCAGGCAAAAUACUCAGGAAAACUGUUCCUCUUCGAGGCCGAUCUCCUCCGCAAUGGAUCCUUCGACUCAGCGGUGGAGGGCUGCAGCGUGGUCUACCACAUCGCCUCGCCGUUCCUGGCGCCGCCGCAGAUCAAGGACGGCGUGAAGGAAUGCGUCGAGCCCGCGCUUCAAGGCACGCGCAACGUCCUUGAGUCCGUGAACAAAUGCCAGAGCGUACACCGCGUCGUCCUCACCUCAUCGAUCGCCGCAAUGUACAGCGACAGCGUCGAAGUCACGCAGAUGAAAGACAGCACGCUAAGCGAAGCGUACUGGAACGACACCGCCAGCGAAACCAACAAUCCCUACCACUACUCCAAGGUCGUCGCCGAGCGCGAGGCGUGGAAAAUCCGCGACGAUCAAAGCCGGUGGGACCUGGUCGUGAUCAACCCCGGCUUAACGCUGGGGCCACCGCUGACGGCCGAGUCCACCUCCGGCAGCCUUUUCACGAUCGAGAACAUCUUCUCGGGUGCCAAUAAGAUGGGCGUCCCCGAACUGUAUUAUCCGAUCGUGGAUGUGCGCGACGUGGCCGAGGCGCACGUCAGGGCCGGCACGAGCGCAACGGCCACCGGUCGCUACCUUAUCGCCGGCGAUCGGACGGUCGGAUUGCUCGAGCUGGCGGAGAUCGUGCGGCCGGUCCAUCGCGAUCCGAAGGUGUUGCCGGCGCGCAACCUGCCCAAGGUGAUGGUCUACUUAGCGGGACCUUUUAUUGGGGUCUCGAGGAGCUGGAUCGCGCGGAAUAUCGGGGUCGAUUUCAAGUUAGACAAUAAGCGGAGUGUGAAGGAGCUGGGUAUGUCGUAUUUACCUGUGGAAAAGGUGGUUGAGGAUCAUUAUGAGGCGUGGGUGAAGAUGAAGGGGGGCAAUUAG